AUGAGGCCGACACAAAGAUUACGAAUGCCCUUGGGCAGAGCCCCUCAAUCAUCCUACUACGACCAACAGAACCGACCCGGCACCGCCCUCUACCGCGCCCGCCAACCCUACCUCGUCAAGAACGCCAUCACGGGAGUGUGCAUAGUCGGCUUCGUCGCCGCUGUCUGUGCGUCGAGAACACCAGAAAGACGUCAUGGUAGAAGUAUUGGGGCUGAUGAGAGACGAGCAGAUACGUUCACGAUCAAAGCGAUCGGACAAGACGACUUCUCCGACGUCCCUAUGCCUGAUGCACCAGCGCAACCCGCCCAUGCGCCGCAUAUGAGCGCAUCUACAGAAACACCGUCUGGUUCUGGCGACACCAACGCUGCGCAGGACUUCCAGCACACACCGCUCGAGGAUGCCGCCAAAGAGAUCAAACUUCUCCAUAUACUACCGGAGACUACCACUGGCCAUCUCAACUUCGAGCUGCACGCCUACCAGCGCGAUGCGGCACCUCCGUACGCCGCCAUCUCCUACGCCUGGGGAGAGCUGAAGUACUGCAAGGCCAUCACCAUUCAGCACCGCGAAUUUCGGGUAACGAGCAACUGUCACUACGCCCUGCAACAGAUCGUACAUCAACACCUCGCAUCGCCGGAGUACGAAUACUACUGGAUGGACUCGCUCUGCAUCAACCAACAGGACAACGAAGAGAAAGGCAUCCAGGUCAGGUUGAUGUGGGAAACGUUCUCGGAAGCCGCACAUGUUUUCUCCUGCGUCGGUCCUCGUGCGGACGACAGCGAAUACUUGUUUGAGCUGCUACUACAAGCCUGGCAGUCCGCUCAGAAGAUGACAGGACCUCUGGCGACCACGAUUCGUGCCGCCUUCGAGCUGACGAUCUAUCGUAAUAGUAGGUCGACCAUUCCGCACGUUUCUCCGUUUGGAUUAGGCCGCCGUGCCGAUGUUGCUCUGGAUCCCUUCGUACAUCGUGCGUAG
Saxophila tyrrhenica is the source of this 972-nucleotide messenger RNA. RefSeq lists its product as uncharacterized. The transcript has 3 exons. The coding region runs from base 1 to 972 and encodes 323 amino acids. NCBI's taxonomy places the organism in Eukaryota, Fungi, Ascomycota, Dothideomycetes, Mycosphaerellales, Extremaceae. The record is from RefSeq and is a predicted model, not a curated record.